GUUUUACUUCUCAAGUCUUCGAUAUUUUUCUUAUUAAUGCAUGCUCGUGAAAUGCAUACAGAGGAUUAUAUUGACUUUAUGCAGUAUAAUUUAACGAUACCGCAAUCUGAAAACACAACGCUAAUGUUUCGUGACUUAUUUCUAACCGAGCACGACCCGGUCUUUUUAACUGGCAACAGCACAAUGGAAAUUCUGAUCAACAUACUCCGUAAUACAUCAAAGGUACAAGACGAAGAUAUACUGUUUCGUGAACUCGAAAGCUUCGGCACGAAUAUCCAUAGACAUAUGAUAGAGAUACAGAUACGGUCUUGUCCCUAUACUCAACUCUGUAACGUCCACCGUGAGGCCUAUGAUUAUCCGGGAUAUUUAGACCCGUGUUGUGGUGCAUGCAGUUGUGAUUUAGAAGUGUGUUUGGAUACAAAUAACUGCUGUUUGGAUAUAAUAUUGAAUUAUUCUACACAGUUUCCACCACAAACGAAGUUGUCGAAAAGCUGUAUACCUUUAGAAAUUGGGCAGACAUCGGGCGUUGGGUAUCGCAGUCACAUGUAUGCUGUAAGCAGUUGCACACGACAUAAAGACCAAUCCGAAUAUAUAAGCAUAAACAAAUGUGAAAAUAAAUACGUUGCAGGGGGCGUUGGAAGUGUAAUAGACAUAGUUCCUUGUUUUGAUAGAUUGAAUAGAACGUUGUUUCGAAAUAGACAUUGUGCUUACUGCAAUGGUGUUCUUGAUGUCGAUUUAGAGUACUUUAAUACAUCUUUGACCUGCGAAACACUCAUUGACGGUAGUCGGGACGAAACUGUUCUUCUAGACAAAAUAUUAGAAAAAAGGUCUUGUAAAAUAGCGUUUCAUCCCGAGCCAGAGUUUGAAAUUUAUUCAUGCACGGGCGCUGUAAACUCAUGCAACCAAACCGGUCUUUGGACAAUCUACAACGCGGACAUAGAAGCGGCAUGCUUAGCAUAUACGUCGGUUUAUUCAUUGGACAGCUUAUCAGAGCUUUCAAGAUUUAAAAAUAUAUUUUGUUACAUUUGUAAUGGAUAUGAUCCAAAUGAUUUGAGGCAACUUUGCCAAAUACCGUAUUACAUGGACAAACAUUCUGAGAUAUUUUCUUUCUCUGGUCUCCUGAACGUGCAAAGAAGUCUAGAUGACAUGUCCGCUGUUCGGGUGAAUGAGAAUCCGGAUGAAGAAAAUACAUUUUGCUCUAUCGCCAGAAGUCUUGUCGGCAAAUGUGUACCGAUGAGUGCAACAGUUUGGAACAUUCUGAUUUUUCUCGAUAUACGGGCGAUACCCGAACAACGGCUGUAUGUGAACAUGUCUGAGAUAGAUAGCAUGCUUCUCCGACUGUAUGAUGCUAUUAAGGACAAGUUCGGGCCAGGAUUCGACGAUGAUAUUUGCAGCAGAGGAGCAAGUGCUGAUAUACAUGCUAGUGCCGAAACAAUGCUGUCAUCGGAAAGCUUUGUUAAUGUGGUUAUAAUUGAUUUCUGCAUUCCUCUUUAUGUUUCAGCACCAAUCGAAAUAGAUUUGUUUUUCAAUAUUUUUCGUGAAGCAUUUCAAAAUGUGAAAUUAAACGCAUUCCUCGGUAGAAACAAACCUCUUCAGUUCAGUUUGAACAUAAUAGAUAAGAGUAACCAUCCGUAUGACUAUUUAGGGGAUAAAGGUGUAUAUAAGAGGUCAACAUUAGGUGAAUUUGGAGCACUAGCUGACAUUCCUGAAAGCGUUGACCUGCCUCCUGCUGCAUAUACCGCAUUUCCAAAACUAAGGCGUUCACUUCCCGGCUGGAACGUCAUGUCCUUAGUCUCAAUCCUUUUUAUUGCUCAGGUAUUGUACCUUAUAAGUAAUUUGGGUGGUUUUCAGUCAGGUGCUUUGACCUGCAAGGCGAUUGGUAUCCUCGUCCAUUUCUCCUGGCUGCUCUGUCUGUUCUGGAUGAAUGUCUGUACGUUUCAUAUGUUCAGAGUUUUAACCAAGAUGACCGUCAUAAGAAGCGGUUCCAACUGGAAACGAUAUUUUCUUUAUCUCAGUUAUGCCUUUUCUUUGUCAACAGCGUUUACUGGUGUUAAUGUUAUUGUCUCGGUGACAAGGGAGAGCGGAUUUGGUUAUGGGAAAUAUUCUUGUUAUAUAGAUACGCAAGAAAUGGUAAUGUUUACAUUUGCGCUUCCAGUUGCUCUCCUCAUAAUAUCCAAUUUCGUGAUGUUUGUAAGUGUCCUUUUAAAAAUAAAAAGGUCCCCUUCAGUGCAGAAAAAUGUCAAAAAAGAACGAAAUGAUUUGGAAAUUUUCGUGAAAUUGUCCACAAUUACUGGCAUGACGUGGAUUUUCGGAUUGAUAAACAGUGUUACGCAGAUAUCAUUCUUCUCGUACUUGUUCAUAGUCCUCAACGCCUGCCAAGGUGUGUUCCUGUUCUUCGCUUUCAUCUGUAACCGCCGGGUGUAUUCUAUGUUGACAAAUCUGGUAUAUGGAGCAUCGGAACUGUCUACGACCGGAAAUACCAUCUCAACCACUGCAUGUUAAAGAUUUAAGAGAAAAUUACGUUGAUUCAAAUUAAG
Mya arenaria is the source of this 2537-nucleotide messenger RNA. RefSeq lists its product as uncharacterized. The transcript has 3 exons. NCBI's taxonomy places the organism in Eukaryota, Metazoa, Mollusca, Bivalvia, Myida, Myidae. The record is from RefSeq and is a predicted model, not a curated record. Gene Ontology annotation, molecular function: G protein-coupled receptor activity. The coding region runs from base 37 to 2502 and encodes 821 amino acids. Gene Ontology annotation, biological process: cell surface receptor signaling pathway; G protein-coupled receptor signaling pathway. Gene Ontology annotation, cellular component: membrane.